Molecule: messenger RNA, 294 nt
Organism: Chrysochloris asiatica (Cape golden mole)
Lineage: Eukaryota; Metazoa; Chordata; Mammalia; Afrosoricida; Chrysochloridae
Product: protein S100-A10-like
Exons: 1
Coding region: 1-294 (97 amino acids)
Cellular component (GO): cytoplasm
Molecular function (GO): transmembrane transporter binding
Source: RefSeq, a predicted model, not a curated record
AUGCCAUCUCAAAUGGAACAUACCAUGGAAACAAUGAUGUUCAUGUUUCCCAAACUUGCUGGGGAUAAAUGCUACUUAACAAAGGAGAACCUGAGAGUGCUUAUGGAAAAGGAGCUCCUUGGAUUUUUGGAAAACCAAAAGGACCCUCUGGCAAGGGACAAAAUAAGGCAAGACCUGGACCAGUGCCAAGAUGGCAAAAUGGGCUUCCAGACCUUUCUUUUGCUCAUUGAUGGACUCACCAUCACAUGCAACGACUCUUUUGUAAUACACAUGAAACAGAAGGGAAAGGAGUAG